Entrophospora candida is the source of this 1494-nucleotide messenger RNA. NCBI's taxonomy places the organism in Eukaryota, Fungi, Glomeromycota, Glomeromycetes, Entrophosporales, Entrophosporaceae. The record is from the annotation of a GenBank genome assembly.
AUGACGUCUACUAUUGUAUCAACGCCAGGAAAAGUACUUGUCGCAGGUGGAUAUUUGAUACUAGAUAGAAACUAUGAUGGUCUAGUUGUUGCGGUUGAUUCAAGAUUUUAUACAGUGAUUAAAAAAAUUGAAGCAGAAAAUACUUUUUGCAAUAGUAAUAAUGACAAUAGUUGGAAAAUUAAUGUCAUUUCGCCUCAAUUCAAUAAUACCAAGUGGGAAUAUAAAGUAAUAAUUAAUGAUUAUAGCAAUAAAGAAGAUAUCAGACAAUGUGAAUUGAUGACAUUGAACUCAAAUGAGAGCGGAAAUAACACAUUUAUUGAUGUGACACUCAAAUUUGCUUUGUCAAUUAUUAUUCGGAGAAUUGAUUAUUCAUCAUUCUCAAAGAUAUUAGAAAAAGGAUUAAAUAUAUUUAUAGUUGGAAGCAAUGAUUUCUAUUCACAACGAGAACAAUUGAAAAAUCAAGGACUUGAAAUUAGUUUGGCAUCAUUACGAUCACUCAAACCAUUUUGUAAAUUAAACAAAACCUUGAAAAAUGUUCAUAAAACAGGUUUAGGAUCUUCGGCAGCAUUGAUAACAUCAUUUGUUACAGCUUUAUUCGUUCAUUUUAAUUUAAUCAAUAACAAAGAAGACGUAGAUGAUAAUAGUGAUAAUUAUUCCAGAACAUUAAUUCAUAAUGUUGCACAGUUUUGUCAUUGUUUUGCUCAAGGUAAAAUAGGAUCAGGAUUUGAUGUAUCAGCUGGUGUAUGGGGAAGUCAUACUUACAAGAGAUUUUCUACUAUUUCGCCAUUUUCUUUACCACCAGGAUUUAAUUUAAUUCUUGCAGACAUUGAUACAGGAUCGAAUACUCCCAGUAUGGUUUCAAAAGUAUUACAAUGGCGUAAAAAUGAUCCUGAGCAAGCAAAUAAAUUAUGGGAAGAAUUGAAUAAAUACAACAAAUUUCUUGCCGAGAAUUUAACAAAAUUGACAAAAGAAUAUGAUAAUGAUCAAAAAUUAUAUUGUAAUACUAUUGAAAUCUGUUCUAAUUCUAAGGCAUCUGAGUGGUUAUCAAUAUCAGAAAAAAAUCCAAAUGAAUCUUACAUUAUAGGAUUAUUAUCAUUGAUAUAUACAACAUUCCAAAAUAUACGAAAAUUAUUACGAGAAAUGUCAAAACUGUCAAAAGUACCAAUUGAACCACCUGAACAAACUAAAUUAUUAGAUUUAUGUAAUGAAAUACCUGGUGUGGUAUUAAGUGGUGUUCCUGGUGCGGGAGGAUAUGAUGCAAUAUUUUGUAUUUAUAUUACCCCAAUUUCUUCUUCUACUACGACUGCGUUUCAUUCAAUUAAAGGAGAUGACUGCCUAAAUAAAUUAGAGCAACUAUUUUAUAAUUAUAAAGACUUGGAUGUAUUACCACUUUUAUCUAAAGAAUCAUCAAAGGCACAAGUUUUCCCCCCAAGUUUAGUUCAUGUAAUUAUUAAACCAAUAUGGCCCAAAAAUCCAUCACAUGUUUUUUACUGA